CCCCACCACCACCAACGCCUGGGAGCGGUGCGGACACCCAGCAGCGGGCCGCCUGCCCUCGAGGCUGAAGGCGGAGGGCGUUGCUGCAAGCGCUGGGGCGGCUCCCCGACAGGCAGCCUGCGGGCGGGCCCCACUUCCCUACAGGCGCAGGGCGGGAGGGUUCCCGCCGCGAAGGGAGAGCUGCAGAGUCACCCCGGCGAGCCUCCUGCUCGCAGCAGCACCAGGAGCCGCCAAGAUGGAGCAAACAUGUGAUGAUAUAGAUGAAAUGUUCAGCAAUUUACUUGGGGAGAUGGACAUGCUGACCCAGAGUUUGGGAGUGGAGACUGUACAAACUCCAUCCCCCAAAGUGACCAACAAGGAAUUCAGCUUUACAGUAGGUUUUAAGGAUUUAAAUGAAUCUCUAAAUGCCCUAGAGGACAAAGACCUUGAUGCUUUAAUGGCUGACCUUGUAGCAGACAUAAAUGAAGUUGAACAGAGAACUUUACAAGCCCAAAAAACUUCUUCUGGCAACCAGCAAAGUGUGGUCACUCAGCCUUCAACAGGCAUGGAUAAUGACUUUUCUAGUAUAUUGAGUCCCUGUGCUACCAUUACGGGACAGUUUAAGAACGACUUGCCCCCUCCACCUCCAGCCCCUGAUUUAGACCUUCCGCCGCCACCACCACCACCUCCUCCUGAGCCACUCAGCCAGGAAGAACAAGAGGCAAGAGCUAAAGCUGACAAAAUUAAACUUGCGUUGGAGAAGCUGAAGGAAGCUAAAAUUAAAAAGCUUGUUGUCAAGGUGCACAUGUACGAUAACAGCACAAAGUCAUUAAUGGUGGAUGAGCGUCAGGUGACACGGGAUGUUUUAGAUAAUCUCUUUGAGAAAACCCAUUGUGACUGCAGUGUGGACUGGUGUCUAUAUGAAGUCUAUCCAGAGCUGCAAAUUGAAAGGUUUUUUGAAGACCAUGAGAAUGUUGUUGAAGUGUUAUCAGACUGGACUCGAGACAGUGAGAAUAAGAUUCUGUUUUUGGAAAAAAGUGAAAAAUAUGCCUUGUUUAAAAAUCCGCAGAAUUUCUACCUGGCAAACAAAGGGAAGAAUGAAAGCAAAGAAAUGAAUGAUAAAAGCAAAGAAGCUUUACUGGAGGAAAGCUUCUGUGGGGCAUCUGUCAUCGUGCCAGAGCUUGAAGGGGCCCUUUAUUUAAAAGAAGAUGGAAAGAAGUCCUGGAAGAGGCGUUAUUUUCUUCUGCGAGCUUCUGGAAUUUAUUAUGUACCCAAAGGAAAAACCAAGACAUCCCGGGAUCUGACGUGCUUCAUUCAGUUUGAGAAUAUGAAUGUUUAUUACGGUUCUCAACACAAAGUGAGAUAUAAGGCACCUACAGAUCACUGCUUUGUCUUAAAGCAUCCCCAGAUUCAAAAGGAGUCACAAUAUAUCAAAUACUUAUGCUGUGAUGAUCGAGCCACCCUGCAUCAGUGGGUAACGGGAAUAAGAAUUGCCAAGUAUGGCAAGACAUUAUAUGAUAAUUACAAAUGUGCAGUGAAGAAAGCUGGCUUGUCUUCUCGCUGGGCAAAUCAAGGGACGGUGGAACCAGCUGCCCCCACAGGAUCCUCAUCAGCAGGAGCUGUUCAGGCAAAUGGACAGAUUCCCCAGGUCGUUCUUCCCUCCAGGGCAGAAGUUGCAGAGAUGCAGAAGAAAGCGGAUCCACCAGAGGCUCAGGCCGUGUCAAAUGACAUCAGUGCAGCCGGCCUGGCGCUGCCCGUGCUGAGGCAGAAACACCUGAAUAAGAGGAACUCGCUGCAGCCUCCUCCUCCACCUGAACGGCGGUCAUCUGCUAUUAGUGCCUCACCAGUCCUCCCCUCCAAAGUGAAACGAGACAGCGGAAUUUUCCUAACAGAUCCAGAAAGCUUUCCAGCACCACCACCUUCCCUGAUGCUUGAUUUGCCACCGCCACCAGCACCGGCUGACCUCUCUGAACCUCCUCCUGAUUUUGUGCCUCCGCCGCCACCACCAUCAUCAUCCAUCAGCAGCGGUAACGGAGACCUGCCGCCACCCCCUCCACCUCCGCUCGUCUCCAGUAAGCCACCAUCUCUGGCAAAGAAACCUGUGCCACUUCCUCCAAAAAGGCAAGGGAACGUGGUACAAGAUGGAGAGCCGAGAGCAGCCGGGCCACCUCCGUUCGGGGGUGGAGGCAGGCAAGCAGAUUUCAUGUCUGACCUAAUGAAAGCUCUUGAGAAAAAAAGGGGCAGCAGCUCCUGAACUGUGAGGACAGGACUUUAAGCCAGAGCUGCUGCUGCGUCACCGAAGGUCGUGCUGAAUCAGGUCCCCCCGGCUGGAAUUCUCUAAGAGCUCUUCCUGGGUGCCCCAGGAAGUGAGGAGGGUACCCUCUGUCCCCUACUUUGUCCCCGCAACCUGCUCCUUCCUCACCCCACUCCCCUAACGACCCCUCCAGCAGCAGGACGAGGCCAGAAAUUGGCUGCAGCCCCUUUCUGUACUCAUCAGGGUGGUGGAGCAGCGCCCAGUGCUGGCCAGCAAGUCGCGAACUUCGGUGGCUGCCUCUUCCGUAGAAUUAGAGCCAAAAGAAACCACACAACAGUAGUCUUGUGUCUGAGAAGCCUGAGCGGGAUAAUCCCUCUUAGCAGAUUUCCCCUCAAGGGUUCUCUGUCAGAAAACCCCACACUAUUUUAUUUUUUUCCAUCAAAAGACCCUCCCCCUCUUUUUUAUUCCCCAAAAAAGCAGUCUGUCUUAAAAAAAAAAAAAAAUUGAAAAAAAAACCUGUAGCUAAAUAAUUCU
Molecule: messenger RNA, 2767 nt
Organism: Numida meleagris (helmeted guineafowl)
Lineage: Eukaryota; Metazoa; Chordata; Aves; Galliformes; Numididae
Gene: APBB1IP
Product: amyloid beta precursor protein binding family B member 1 interacting protein
Exons: 14
Coding region: 236-2233 (665 amino acids)
Biological process (GO): signal transduction
Cellular component (GO): plasma membrane; cytosol
Source: RefSeq, a predicted model, not a curated record